UUCCUUGACUUACAUCAGAAAAUUGAUACCACUCUCAUGCCUUUAAGAAGCCACAGCCAGCAGCUGCUUAGCUAAGCAUAGCUUAGCGUAAAGACUGGAAACUGGGAAACACUUGGUAAGAAAGAAAAUACGCCUAUUUCACAAAAUGUCUAUCCAUUCCUUUAAAUAACAAAGUUCUUUUGUCUAUAUAUUUUUUUCCAAUAAAACAUGGAAAACCUAGGCUAAACAACUGAAAUUACAUAAAUUCUAAAACAAUCUUAAAAUAUUCACACACUAAAUCGUAUCACUGCAGUGUAUCUUCAUUUUGUUUCCAAAUAAAAAUAAGCAUCUGGAUUCUACAUCUGUCAUCUGUAAAAUCUGUCUACGUGGAAAUACCUGUAAAAAUGCAUCAUAUGUUUAAAAUGCCACUGAACAAUUUUGGUCCACCUUUUUCCUUCACUAAACCCAAAGGUUUUAGGUAUAACAACCCCAAACCCCACAUGUAUCCGCAACGUGACUCUUUUCUACCAGCACCUGACAGCAUUAAAGGCCGCCAGUACGUUUCAGCAGUUGGACGUUUUAAAUAUUUAAGGGAGAGAUCGUAACUAAUAGGUAUAACUUCAACAUUUCAAAGAGGGUGUCUAACUUUAAAUGUGGCCAUUUGGCUGCUGCUACUGUUUUUCCAACUCAUCCAUCCAAACCGUCAUUUGGUCGAGCAAACUGAUAGAAUCUACUUUGUCUCUGUGUGGAUGCACACAUCACAUGCAGUGGAAAAUGUUUUAACUUAUGUAUGUAAAGUCUGUUUCUACAGGGACACAUUAGAUGCAGGGGGCCUCUUAGUUUAAUAUUUCCAUUGAUUCAUUUAAAAACAUUGCCCUUGUUAAUUAACAAAUUAGAAAAAAUAUUGUGUCACUUGAAACGGUGUCAAUGGGGUGGUGGCGCCCUAAUUAAUGGUCAUUCUAGCUCCAGCUUUGAGUUACACAGGAGCCGCCUGUCAAACAUAACCCUGUUAGAGGAAUGUCACUUGCCUCAGUCUCAGACAUGCAUGUAGCUGCUCAUGCUUGAGCAGUGGAUUUACAACACAGUGUUCAUGGCCUAUUUAGAUAGCUUGUGAGUAUUACAUAAAAGAAAAAGAAAAUGCCUUUUUAAAUAUUUAUUUUUUAAUAUUGUGAUCUGGAAAACGUAGCCAAGGAUGGCCACCUCAAAUGGCAAAGGAGAAAAAGUGUCCAAAUUUGAGACAUUGAAACUUUUGGAGAAAUGCAGGAAGGAAAGAGAUGAAGCCAUGCACAGAGAAAGUGUUCUCAGAGAGAAACUCAGACAGUAUGAGUCAAGGAUGCGUUCAACUGAAGCUCUGAAACAGAAACUGAAGACCCUGACUCUGGACAACAAGGAGUUUAGGAAACAAGUGAAAGCUCUUCGGACUGAGAUUGGACUUGAGAGCAACCCCAAGUUCAAUGGAAAGACCACAAAGGACAUUAUCAAUGACUUGCAUGAAAAGGAGCGUGAGUGCAAUUCCCUGAUGGAGAAGGCUGGGAAACUGAGUUUGACCAUUGAUGAUCUGUCAUCAGAGUUGGCAAAUACGGUCACGUCUAAAACACUUUUGGAGGAUCAAGUGCAGUCAUUGCAGCAAAAUCUCAAGGAUAUGACAAAUAAUCAACGGCGUCUGCUGAAGUUGUGGGAAGACAAGAAGUCCCAGAGAGAGCAGCUCACUCUCCCUUCAAUUAGCCUUAAACCUGGACAGAAACCAUUAGCCCAUAAAGCAGUUCAAACUGAGAUGUCCAUCAAUUCAUCCCAAAAGCUCCCAGUCAAUGCUUUUGAGACCAAGUCAUUCUCUCGGGACAAUGACAAAAAGACUGUUUUGGGUAGUUUUCCAGCUUAUGGAAAUGGCUAUCAUCAUCAUGACAAGAAAACGUUCAUGCAUGAUGAAACUAAGGGAAUUCAGAAUUGACUUGGCCCAUGACAGGCAACCACUAACACACUGCAUUGAUAGUCCAAUAAUUAUUUGCUACAUCUGACAAUAAACAAAUGACUCAAAUUUAAACAAGGAAAAGCUGAUUUAUGGCUUGUCUUGGUGCCUUGUGUAAUUUAAUUCUGAGACAAUAAAAGUAUUUCAGUA
Micropterus dolomieu (smallmouth bass) is the source of this 2095-nucleotide messenger RNA. RefSeq lists its product as uncharacterized. NCBI's taxonomy places the organism in Eukaryota, Metazoa, Chordata, Actinopteri, Centrarchiformes, Centrarchidae. The record is from RefSeq and is a predicted model, not a curated record. The transcript has a single exon. The coding region runs from base 1172 to 1927 and encodes 251 amino acids.